AUGGCUGCCGCCCAAACUGCUAUCAAGCGGUCACACUGCUCAGUCCUGGGGGAGCUGCUGGGCAGUCCUGGGGGAGCUGCUGGGCAGUCCUGGGGGAGCUGCUGGGCAGUCCUGGGGGAGCUGCUGGGCAGUCCUGGGGGCUACUUGUACUACCACCACCCACCCUCUGUAGUGUACUACCACCACCCACCCUCUGUAGUGUACUACUACCACCCACCCUCUGUAGUGUACUACUACCACCCACCCUCUGUAGUGUACUACUACCACCCACCCCCUGUAGUGUACUACUACCACCCACCCCCUGUAGUGUACUACUACCACCCACCCUCUGUAGUGUACUACCACCACCCACCCUCUGUAGUGUACUACUACCACCCACCCUCUGUAGUGUACUACCACCACCCACCCUCUGUAGUGUACUACCACCACCCACCUUCUGUAGUGUACUACCACCACCCACCCUCUGUAGUGUACUACCACCACCCACCCUCUGUAGUGUACUACUACCACCCACCCUCUGUAGUGUACUACUACCACCCACCCUCUGUAGUGUACUACCACCACCCACCCUCUGUAGUGUACUACCACCACCCACCUUCUGUAGUGUACUACCACCACCCACCCUCUGUAGUGUACUACCACCACCCACCCUCUGUAGUGUACUACUACCACCCACCCUCUGUAGUGUACUACCACCACCCACCCUCUGUAGUGUACUACUACCACCCACCCUCUGUAGUGUACUACUACCACCCACCUUCUGUAGUGUACUACUACCACCCACCUUCUGUAGUGUACUACUACCACCCACCCUCUGUAGUGUACUACUACCACCCACCCUCUGUAGUGUACUACUACCACCCACCCCCUGUAGUGUACUACUACCACCCACCCCCUGUAGUGUACUACUACCACCCACCCUCUGUAGUGUACUACCACCACCCACCCUCUGUAGUGUACUACUACCACCCACCCUCUGUAGUGUACUACCACCACCCACCCUCUGUAGUGUACUACCACCACCCACCCUCUGUAGUGUACUACUACCACCCACCCUCUGUAGUGUACUACUACCACCCACCCUCUGUAGUGUACUACUACCACCCACCCUCUGUAGUGUACUACCACCACCCACCUUCUGUAGUGUACUACCACCACCCACCCUCUGUAGUGUACUACCACCACCCACCCUCUGUAGUGUACUACUACCACCCACCCUCUGUAGUGUACUACCACCACCCACCCUCUGUAGUGUACUACUACCACCCACCCUCUGUAGUGUACUACUACCACCCACCUUCUGUAGUGUACUACUACCACCCACCUUCUGUAGUGUACUACUACCACCCACCCUCUGUAGUGUACUAG
Messenger RNA from Salvelinus namaycush (lake trout), 1368 nucleotides. RefSeq names its product extensin-1-like. The transcript is spliced from 3 exons. The coding region runs from base 1 to 1368 and encodes 455 amino acids. Lineage: Eukaryota; Metazoa; Chordata; Actinopteri; Salmoniformes; Salmonidae. The record is from RefSeq and is a predicted model, not a curated record.